UGCUUUGAAAAUUUUUUCUCUACCUCGAAAAAGUUUAUAAAAUAAAAAAUUUUAAUUAAACGUUUUAAAAAAGUGAUCCAGCUGUGAAAAAUGUUCAGACCAUCAGGCAAUCAACCAAACAAUAUGAAUUAUCGCAACAAAUAUCAAAAUGCGAAUAAUUUUCAACAAGCAGACAGCUUAAUGAGUCCAAACUUUGAAAACUUGGCUCCGUUUCGCAAAGAUUUUUACAGUCCAGAUCCAUCGAUUUUAAAGAGAUCAUCAGACGAAAUUGAAACUUUAAAUACAAAAUACGAGAUAACAACCAUUGGUCGCGAUGCAGAUAUGUACAAGCCUUUAAAAUUCUUUAAUGAGGCUAAUUUUCCUGAAUUUAUUACAAAUGAAUUACAACGGCAAGGAUUUGUCGAGCCUACAAGCAUUCAAGCAGGCUCUUUGCCAGUAAUUUUGUCAGGUCGUAAUUUGGUUGGAAUUGCAAAAACUGGAUCUGGAAAAACACUGUCUUAUUUACUGCCAGCAUUGAUUCAUUUAAAAGAUCAGCCUACAGUCAGAAACAGUGAAGGUCCAAUCAUCUUGGUUUUGUCACCAACUCGAGAACUGGCACAACAAAUACAAGUUGUUGCUAAUGACUUUGGAAAUUGCAAUAAUAUUUCAAAUUGCUGUAUUUAUGGAGGUGCUGCAAAAAGCAAUCAAAUUCGUGACUUAGAACGCGGCUGUGCCAUUUGUAUAGCAACUCCCGGAAGAUUGAUAGAUUUUCUUGAGCGUGGUGUCGUAAAUUUGAGCCGUUGUACUUAUCUUGUUUUGGAUGAAGCUGAUCGAAUGUUGGACAUGGGUUUUGAACCGCAGAUUAAAAAAAUAAUGUCACAAAUUCGAAAAGAUCGCCAAGUAUUAAUGUUCUCAGCUACUUGGCCAAAAGAAGUGAAAAAUUUAGCUGAAGAAUUUCUCCAGGAUUAUAUUCAGAUCAAUAUUGGAUCAUUAAAUCUUUCAGCAAAUCAUAACAUCAUUCAAAUAAUUGAUGUCUGUGAUGAAACUGAAAAGGAGGGAAAGUUGAUAAAAAUUUUGUCGGAUAUAUCUGCAGAAAAUGAUCGCAAGACGAUUGUUUUUGUCGAAACUAAGCGCAGAGCAGACGAAAUAACACGAGCAAUAAACAGACGCGGAUUUAAUGCUGUAUCAAUACAUGGUGACAAAAGUCAAUCUGAAAGAGACUAUACACUGAGUUCAUUCCGUUCUGGACGUCAUAAUGUGGAAAUAUUAGUUGCAACUGAUGUUGCUAGCAGAGGUCUCGACGUCUACGAUGUGAAAUAUGUAAUAAAUUAUGAUUAUCCAAAUAACUCUGAAGACUAUGUGCACAGAAUUGGCAGGACAGGACGAUUGAAUAAUAUUGGAACUGCAUAUACUUUCUUUACUCCUUCAAACUCACCCAAGGUUAAUGAUUUAAUCAAUGUUUUGCGAGAAGCUAAUCAAAUCAUUAAUCCAGAGUUGAUUGAAAUGAGCAAAAAUUCAUAUGGAAGAAAGGGAAAUAUGCGCAAAACUAAAGGAUUUAUUCCGAAUGCAGGAAUAAAGCGAACUCAUCCCAACAAUAAUGACAUGCUCAACAAAAGGCCACGUAUGAAUAACGCAGUUGGAGACAAUGAUAAUAAGCGUUCAUUUAAUAAUGGUAAUAUGCGUUUCGGUUCCAAUAAUAAGGAGGGUACAAACUACAAAAGUUAUGAUCGACGAAGUUUUGGAUAUCAGCAAAAUGUAUAUAAACCACAAAUUGCAAAUUUUGAUCAAAAUAUACCACAGCAAUUUCCUGUUCCACAUGCUGCUCCAUCUUCUACUUACAAUAACCAUUACCAACAGCAGCAAAUGCAGUUUCCACAAUUUCCAAUGGCAUUCACGUCGUAUCCUCCACCAUCAAUUAUGCCACCAUUACCUAAGAAUUAAACUUUGGUGCAAAUGACUUUGCAGAUCUUUCCUUUUAUUUCACUAAUUAGUUUUAUUAUUUUGAAUUUAAUCAUAUACUUAACAUAAAUUGACACUUGGAGUGAGCUUUAAUCACUCAUUUAAACUUUAAAAAAAAAACACGUCAAUGAUGAAAAUUAGACUCAGUGUGUGAAUAUUUAAGCUACAAAUUUAUGAAUUAAUGCAUUCUUACAUAUUAUAUAAAUAUAUAGAUAUUGAUGAAGUGAUCGACUAAGUGCUCGGAGGAAUGUAAGAUAAAGAUAAAAAAGAAGAGACAAUGAAAUCACUUGUCGUUAAAAUUUAAAAAAAAAGAUUUAUAUUUAUUUAUUAGUUUAUUUCACUUAAAUAAAAAUUGCGUUUCAACAUUUCAAAAGAUAAAAUUUUCUUGGUUUGUUUCAGGAAAUAUAUUUCGGCAUCCAUGGCAUAAAAAUUUGUUGCGAUUAUUUUCAAUGGAGUUCUUGGCAUUUUCUGAAGACUCUCGAAUUCUUUCCAAGUUCUCCAUUCCUUCAAUGUUAGCAGCUAUUUGACCCGAGACACAACGUGAAAAUUCGAUAGCAUACAAGGUCUCUGAAUGAUGGUAAUCUAAAAUUGACUUGCAUAAAAGACAUCGUUGAUUCAUAUCCGUUAUAUAGGAACGAGCCAUUUUGGAAUUAAUUGUGUUAUUUUGACAAGAUAUUGUCUCAUUAUUUGAAGCUAUUUUAUUUGAACAUUUGUAGACAGUUGAAACCGUUGAAUUAUAGCAGUUUUUUUGCAGUUGAUUGAUGAAAUUGGAAGUUAAGUUUUGUAUACUCGCAACAUUAUCAUUCGAUGAAAAAUUCGAAAAUGAGCAAAAUUUUAAAUUAUUAAACUGAACAUAGCUGUCUACUUCAUGUUGAUUCAAAUCCUUUAAUGGUCUUAUAAUUUUUAUACAACUAAUUCGAUCAUCUAAAAACCCGACAUCAUUGGAUACAGACGAUCCUCUUCCAAGGGCUAUGUUACUUAUUAACUUUUUGGCUAAAUCAACACUUAUAUCCGAUAAAAAUAUGUAACUGCAGUUAAGAUGGUGAGCUGUGUCCCGUAAAGCAUUUUUCCUCAUAAUUUCCAUAAAAUCUUGUUUUGAUGAAAGUGUAUCAAUUGAAUGAUAAACCGAUGAAAAUUCUUUUUCAGACUCAAUCAAAGCCAAAACUUUUUCACGCGAGAUUAUAGAUAUAUCAUCAAAUAUUUUAUCUGCAAUCGUUGAAUAGCAGCAAGUGAAACUUGGAAAUUGCUGCAAAAUAUCUUUAAUUUCUUGAAUUUUUGUCAUUCGAUUUCUUAAAGCAUCUUCAGUGUUAGUUGUUGCUGUACAAUUUUCAUCGACAAAUACAAGCUUUAACUUAAAUGAAAGUCUUUUAUACGUUUCCUCUUCAAAUGCGAACUUGAUCAUAUGUAAUAAACAAACGUCUGCAGCUGUUCCUUUAAAAUCAAAUAAAACAUCAGACUGCCGAUUGAGAAUUUUCGAUGAUCCUAAAGUUGCUCGAAACUUGUGUCUGACAUAAUACAAAAAGCAUGACAAACACAUUGCUUCUUUAAAAUCCAGUUUUAUUACACAUUUGUCCACAUUGCAUUUCUUACAAUUCUCAUCUUCUAUAGCAUUCAAAGCAACGUCCUUUAACAUUGUAUGUUUACCUCCUUCAUCACCAAAAUCUGCUUCAGCUACACUACACAUUAUAAUUUUGCUUUUUUUUGAAAAAAAAAUAAUAAAAUUACACGAAAUGUUUAAUUUGUCUAAACACUGUGUACCGC
This is a messenger RNA of Chironomus riparius, 3699 nucleotides long. Lineage: Eukaryota; Metazoa; Arthropoda; Insecta; Diptera; Chironomidae. The record is from the annotation of a GenBank genome assembly.